This is a messenger RNA of Didymosphaeria variabile, 1017 nucleotides long. RefSeq lists its product as uncharacterized. The record is from RefSeq and is a predicted model, not a curated record. Lineage: Eukaryota; Fungi; Ascomycota; Dothideomycetes; Pleosporales; Didymosphaeriaceae. Bases 1 to 1017 code for a protein of 338 amino acids. Gene Ontology annotation, biological process: lipid metabolic process. The transcript has 2 exons.
AUGCCGGGAAGUAGAGUGAGCGUAACCAAGGACAAGUCCGAGGAGCUCGAUACAUCUUGGAGAGCGGGAUGGAAACGCGCCUACAACGCAAGAGGUGUCGGGCUGGCUUGGGAGAACCCGUAUCUCUGGCCUGAACAGAAGAGCACCAUCGUCUUCGCCAAACCCUCGGAAGACACCUAUAAAGAUAAGCCGAUCGAGGCUCCAGCAUCGCGUCAUAGUCUCGCAACCCGUGGAAAAUGGUCUGCUGUAGCGAUUCAUUGUGGGUAUCUAGCACUGAACUACCUCGCCAUGUCUCUUUACUUCGAACACAGAGUUUCGGCGACCGUUGGCGGAUUUGUCCCCUCAGACCUUAGCCCAGAAAAAGAAGGCAUACUGCGACGUCUCUUCCAGCAAAUGAACUCAGCCGACCCUACCGCAUCGCCUGUCACAGUACGAGAACUCCAAAUACGCCUCUUAUUGGCCGCCAACAAGUUCAUUCCUGACGUCCUCUCCUUGUCUGCCUUCCACGAUUUCUUAGCUAUCAUCUUCAUCGCAACCGGCAUCGACCAACCGUGGGAAUGGCCCCCGCUAUUCGGGCCCUUGACAGAGGCUUACACCAUGCGCCGCUUUUGGGCCAACUUCUGGCAUCGUCUCGUGUACAAGUCAUUCAACUUCCACGCAUCGACGUUCACGAAGAUGCUUCGCAUCCCUCAAGGGACAUCUUUCUCUCGAAUACUCAACAACUGCCUCGUCUUUGUGCUCUCAGCUAUCAUGCACGCGACAGUCACAUGGCUGUAUGGCGGAAAAUGCGCUUGGGGCAGAGGCACGAUGGUGUUCUGGUGCAUACAGCCGAUGUCGUUUGUACUCGAGGGUCUAGUUCAGUACAAUUGGAAGCAGUACCGGAAGAGCGCGCUGUGGUGGGCGAAUCCUUCAGUUGUCGCAGCCUUUGAAAGGGUUGUAGGAUAUGGAUGGGUCGUUGCUUGGCUAAUGUGGUGUGCGCCCAAGGCCGAUUUUGCCUUUCAGAAUUGUCGUGUAUAG